Messenger RNA from Benincasa hispida (wax gourd), 1431 nucleotides. RefSeq names its product NEP1-interacting protein 2-like. The record is from RefSeq and is a predicted model, not a curated record. Lineage: Eukaryota; Viridiplantae; Streptophyta; Magnoliopsida; Cucurbitales; Cucurbitaceae.
GGUGACGGUCGACCCACUUGAUCGGCGGUAGAUUUGUGGAGAACAAGACGAAAAGGCAUUGGUAUGGCGAUCUCAAAUUGUAUUUGUUUUUAAAGCAAUUUCAAGAUCAAUCUGGAAAUCCCUCUGCAAAUUGCUUCAAUUUGUUGUGGACCAAUUAAUUACCCUGAACUACACGCUGCAUCGAAAAAAUUUGUCAUAGGAAAUGAUACGAACCCAACCAACCCUUUUUCUUCUUCUUUUACCUUUUCUUUCUCCAUCCUUUUCAAUCCAAUCCCCCUUUGAUUUAUUAUCUCUAAACCCCCUUUAAUUUGUAGCGACAAGAAAACUCUUCCAAACACAGCUUUAAAUGCGAGUUGGUUGAUGCGCUUCUUUUCCUCCUCUUCCUUCUUCUUAAGCGCUAAGUUUUUCCCCCUUUCUUUGAAACCCCCAAUCCUUCAAAACCCAUUUUGGAUUCUCGAUUUUGGACCAACCCUUUUUCAUUUCCAUGGAUUUCAUAGCGAACCCAUUUCGUUUUUCUUCAUCUUCCUCGCCUUCGUUUGGGAAUCUCUUUGAGAGAGUUAGAGAAAUUUGUUGCUAUGCGGUUUCUGCGAUUCUUGGCAAUAUCCUGUCUGCGAUCUUCACUUUCUUCUUCGCUCUAGUGGGGACUUUGCUUGGAGCCAUGACUGGAGCAUUGAUUGGCCAAGAAACUGAGAGUGGGUUUGUUAGAGGAGCUGCUGUUGGGGCAAUUUCUGGAGCUGUUUUCUCUAUUGAAGUCUUUGAAUCUUCUUUGGUUCUUUGGCAAUCAGAUGAAUCAGGGAUAGGCUGUCUUCUUUAUCUGAUUGAUGUCAUUGCAAGCCUCCUCAGUGGACGUCUAGUUCGAGAACGCAUCGGUCCAGCCAUAUUGAGUGCAGUUCAAAGUCAGAUGGGUGCUACAGAGACAAGCUUUGAUGACAUCCCGAACAUCUUCGACACCAGUAGUGCGAAAGGAUUGCCUGGGGACUCGGUUGAGAAAAUUCCCAAAAUCGUUGUAUCUAAGAACAAUAGCGUAGAUGCUUAUGGCGAGAAAGUCUGUUGUUCUGUUUGCCUUCAGGACUUUCAGCUUGGAGAGACUGUAAGAAGCUUACCAUAUUGCCAUCACAUGUUCCAUUUGCCCUGCAUUGAUAAAUGGCUUCUUACUCAUGGCUCUUGCCCUUUAUGCAGAAGGGAUCUGUAAUAUUUUUCCACUCACCACUGUCUUAACUUUGCCCUUGUAAAUUAAGAAAAAAAAAAAAACAGAGAAAAUUUCCUUAUUUUUUGCUUAAACUUGAGUCAGAUCAUUGCUUCAGUAGUUCGAACAGGGGCAUUCAGAACAUACUGUGACGAUGGAUCAUCACCGAUGUAUAAAAAUUUUGAGUUAUUAUAGGCUUUAUAUUGCUCUUGUGAAUAAAAUUAUAUUCCUCCUUUUCUUACUCA